AUGUCCGAGAACAUCUUCAAAUUGCAGCAACUCAAUUCUCUUUACAAAUCCAAAAAAGAAAACAAGGCAGACGAUAACAAGAAAAUUCCACCCGAGUCCCUCAUCCAAUAUUCCAAUUAAUAAGAAGCCACUCUACAACAAAUCAGAAAAAAACAAUCUUUGCCUGUACCCACCUUAGAAUCAAAACCUACCAUUGAUGUAACCCUAUUAAUUCAAUCCAAGGAACUAUUAAACUCCCUAAUUAAACCAAGAGAUUGGGAAAUCGAUGGAAGACGAUUAAUGUAGACAGUUUCAAUUGUCCCUCCCUCAAGGGAUGACAUCACCAAUCUGCAAAAACUUCUAGAUGAACGACUCGUUUCUAGGUAGGCACGAGAGUAUCCUCUAUGUCCAAUCAGAGAAGAAUUGUUUGGUUAAUGUUUUGAUGAAAUUAUCAGAUAAGUCACCAUCGAUUGCCAAGAAAGAGGUAUUCACUUUAGCUAUUCCUCAAGGAGUCAUUUUGGCAAGAGUUAGAGACGAUCUAAAUAAGACUAUUGUAGCGUAUAAAACCUUAUAUGAGGGAUCUAUGCCUUUUAGUCUUCAAAAACAAUUGAAUGCUGAGGAUGGGCUUAAUAAAUUAGAAUAAUAAAUUACUAAAUUGAAUGAAACCAAACAAUAAUUAGAAUUAAAAGUAUUUCAUCUUUGCGAUCUUAUUAGAAACAAUUUUUGACAAACAAGAAAGAAGCACUUGAAAGAUCAAUUAGGGAGAAAAAGGAUGCUAAUGAACAAAGGCGAAAGGCAGAGAUAGAAUUUUUGAAAUAUCAAAAUUCUCAUCUGGAAUCCUAUCAAAAACAAGUCAAUCCAAACAAGAAUUAAUGA
Molecule: messenger RNA, 855 nt
Organism: Paramecium octaurelia
Lineage: Eukaryota; Ciliophora; Oligohymenophorea; Peniculida; Parameciidae
Source: the annotation of a GenBank genome assembly